CCCCUCACAGACGUCAGCUUGAGCUGCCCCGCCAAAUCAUUGAGAACCCCUCCAUAAACCUGUUCCUCCACUUCAUCAUAACACCAUCUUAUCUUGUUCAGUCAACAACAAAAAGGAAAUUAUACACAAUGGCUGAUAUCGAUCUUCAAGCUGUUCAUGAUGAGCUCGUCUCAGUGGCCUACGAGGCCGGAGCCAUGAUCUUGGCUGCCAAUCCUGCUGAGCUCGACACCGACACCAAGCUCAACUCCGUCGACAUUGUUACCGAAGCAGACAAGGGCGUUGAAAAGAUGGUCUCAACCCGCCUCUCCUCAUCAUUCCCCUCAAUCUCCUUCAUGGGCGAAGAGACAUACAAGCCUGGAGUGAGACUUGGCUCUGAGCCAACUUUCGUUGUCGACCCAAUCGAUGGAACAACCAACUUCGUGCACUCAUUCCCCAGCGCCUGCAUCUCUCUCGGUCUCGCAAUCGAUCGUCAGCCCGCCAUUGGCGUCAUCUACAACCCAUGGCUCGACACUCUCUACACCGCUAUCAAGGGCCGCGGCGCCUUCCUCACACACGGUCGUGGAAAAGAACCUCGCCGUCUCCCUCUCGCACGCUCACCGCGACCCAUCGAGGGCCUCGGCAGUUCUCUCGUCGCUGUUGAAUGGGGAGCGCAACGUGACGGACCCAACUUCGACAUCAAGGUCGAAGCAUUCCGAAAGCUCACAGCGACUCCUGAGAAUGGCGGAUCAAUGGUUCACUCGUUGCGGUCGAUGGGCUCUGCUGCGCUGAACAUUGCUGCUGUGGCCGCGGGACAGGUUGACUUGUACUGGGAGGGUGGAUGCUGGGCGUGGGAUGUUUGUGCUGGAUGGGCGAUCCUCAAUGAGGCUGGUGGUCGCAUGGUACAUGGAAACCCGGGCAAUUGGGAUCCUGAGCUUGAGGCGCGCGUAUAUCUUGCUGUGCGAGGAGCACCAAGUGGCCAGAAGGAGCUUAUCGAAGAGUUCUGGGGUGUCCUUGGCGAUAAGAAGCUGGAUUACUCUGUUUAGAGCCGCCAUGAGGUAUAAUGGGGUGUUUUCUUAGAAAGAGGGGGACCAUAUAGAGAAAACGAACGUGAACCGCGAUAAUGGAGAAAACG
This is a messenger RNA of Fusarium oxysporum Fo47, 1111 nucleotides long. RefSeq names its product inositol monophosphatase family protein. Lineage: Eukaryota; Fungi; Ascomycota; Sordariomycetes; Hypocreales; Nectriaceae. The record is from RefSeq and is a predicted model, not a curated record. Gene Ontology annotation, molecular function: inositol monophosphate 1-phosphatase activity. The transcript has 2 exons. Gene Ontology annotation, biological process: signal transduction; phosphatidylinositol phosphate biosynthetic process; inositol metabolic process. The coding region runs from base 129 to 1022 and encodes 297 amino acids.